Messenger RNA from Mauremys reevesii (Reeves's turtle), 1067 nucleotides. It is a transcript of the gene HOXD11, whose product is annotated as homeobox D11. Gene Ontology annotation, molecular function: RNA polymerase II cis-regulatory region sequence-specific DNA binding; DNA-binding transcription factor activity, RNA polymerase II-specific. The record is from RefSeq and is a predicted model, not a curated record. Bases 1 to 840 code for a protein of 279 amino acids. Gene Ontology annotation, cellular component: nucleus. The transcript is spliced from 2 exons. Lineage: Eukaryota; Metazoa; Chordata; Testudines; Geoemydidae. Gene Ontology annotation, biological process: anatomical structure development; regulation of transcription by RNA polymerase II.
AUGACUGAGUUUGACGAUUGCAGCCACAGUACAUCCAAUAUGUAUCUACCAGGGUGCGCUUAUUACGUUUCACCUUCAGAUUUCUCGACGAAGCCCUCUUUUUUGUCGCAAUCGUCUUCCUGUCAAAUGACUUUUCCUUAUUCUUCUAAUUUACCUCAUGUCCAACCUGUGCGAGAAGUGGCAUUCAGGGAAUACGGAUUAGAGCGCAGCAAAUGGCAGUAUAGGGGCAGUUAUGCUCCUUAUUACUCAGCUGAGGAGGUUAUGCAUCGAGACUUUCUCCAGCCUGCUAACAGGAGGACGGAAAUGUUAUUCAAAACGGAUCCUGUGUGCAGCCACCAUGGACCCUCCGCCGCUGCCUCCAACUUCUACAACACGGUGGGAAGGAACGGCAUUCUCCCGCAAGGAUUUGAUCAGUUUUAUGAGACAGCCCAUGGACCUCCAUACCAGCAGCAAGCAGAGAACGAGGGGGAAGCGGCCAAGAGUGACUUGAAACCUCAGAAUAGCACUUGUAGUAAAACACCUUCCAGCCAAGAGAAGAAAGUGACAACAGAAAACAGCGCCGGUUCCCCUUCUGGUGAGGCUGUUGCAGAGAAGAGCAACAGUUCAGUUCCCCAGCGAUCAAGGAAAAAGAGAUGUCCCUACACCAAAUAUCAAAUAAGAGAACUGGAACGUGAGUUUUUCUUCAACGUGUACAUAAACAAAGAAAAAAGACUGCAGUUGUCCAGAAUGCUGAACCUCACUGAUCGACAAGUUAAAAUCUGGUUCCAGAAUCGAAGGAUGAAAGAAAAGAAACUGAACAGAGAUCGACUCCAAUAUUUCACUGGAAACCCCUUGUUUUGAAAGAAAAGAAAAGAUCCCUAUCUAACCUGCCAUCUGAGUACACCAGGAGAUUGGUUUACAGGACACAUUCACCCUGCGGAACGCAAAGUUUCAUUUUCUUGUUCAACUCUGGUGCCUCCAAACAAUCAAUGUCCACUGGAGAUAUCGGGGGUUUGGCGGAACACGUUCCUUAUAAGGGGAAGCUAGAGUAAAUCCAAAAGUCCAUUCGCCAGGGUUUAUCGCCCAAG